Messenger RNA from Tribolium madens (black flour beetle), 2118 nucleotides. Its product is annotated as glucose dehydrogenase [FAD, quinone]-like. The record is from RefSeq and is a predicted model, not a curated record. The transcript has 2 exons. Bases 8 to 1867 code for a protein of 619 amino acids. Gene Ontology annotation, molecular function: oxidoreductase activity, acting on CH-OH group of donors; flavin adenine dinucleotide binding. NCBI's taxonomy places the organism in Eukaryota, Metazoa, Arthropoda, Insecta, Coleoptera, Tenebrionidae.
UGUAAAAAUGUUGCUUUCACUAAUUCCAACAACAUUUGUAUUUUUUCUAUUAAGUCCAGUCUCAUCAAGUUAUGAUGACAUCAACAUCAACAAAAUCACGGAACGAUUCAGUACCAUUUUCGGUACCACCAAUCUAAAUAGCGAAAUCCCGGACCAUAAAAUCGCCGACGAAGUUUACGAUUUUAUUAUUAUCGGUUCGGGUUCAAGCGGCUCAGUCGUCGCAAGUCGACUUUCUGAAGUACCCUCAUGGAAAAUUCUCCUCCUCGAAGCCGGUAAUGCUGCCAACAUCCUCACAAAAAUCCCCAUAAUGGCACCACUGUUCCAACUAACACCCUACAACUGGAACUACACCAUGGAACCUGAACCCAAUGUUUGUCAAGCCAUGGAAGACCAAAUCUGUGCCUGGCCACGUGGUAAAGCGUUAGGUGGUACCUCCGUCAUCAACUACAUGAUCUAUACACGUGGAAAUCCCAUAGAUUAUGAAAAAUGGGCCGAGGUGAGCCCAGGAUGGUCGUACCAAGACGUCCUCCCGUAUUUCCUCAAAUCGGAAAACUGUAACUUGGGUACUGCCUGUACCAGCGAGUACCAUAACACAAGUGGGCCUCUAUCAGUCGAGUACCCUUUCAAAUCACCGAUAACCGACGCUUUUCUCCAAGCUGGACAAGAAUUAGGAGAGGAAAUCGUCGAUUACAACACACUUAAAUACAUGGGUUUUGGGCAACUCCAAGCAAAUCAGAAAUUUGGACGAAGACAUAGUACUUUUGAUGCCUUUAUUGCCCCCAUAAUCACACGAAAAAACCUUCAUAUUAUUACAGGAGCCCGAGUUACCAAAAUUUUGAUUGAUCCAAACUCCCGGAAAACACAAGGAGUUAUUUUCGAAAAAAGAGGCCAAAACUUCAAAAUCCGAGCUUCCAAAGAGGUUAUCCUUUCAGCGGGUGUAUUCAACUCCCCACAACUCCUCAUGUUAUCAGGGAUAGGACCCGAAAGACACCUCCAGGAUUUGGGGAUACCCCCAAUUGUGAAUUUACCAGUUGGACAAAACCUUUACGACCAUUUAGCAUUUUUAGGGGUUGCUUAUACUAUAAAUGUCACAGUUGAGCCCCGAGAAGCCUUACUCAACCCUUUAGAAGGGUUGAAUUGGUUUUUACGGGGGAAAGGGGUUUAUACCAGUUUGGGAGGAGUCGAAGCUAUAGCAUAUAUCAACACUGGGUCAAUUCCUAGGAGUAAUUACCCCGACAUUGAGCUAAUUUUCGUCGGGACUGGUUCCCUCCAAUCCGAUUUUGGUCUAGUCGUAGCAAAAGAAAUCCGUCUCAAACGCAACAUCUACGACAAGGUUUUCAAACCGAUUGAAAACACCCCAAGUUGGACAAUUUUCCCCAUGUUACUCCACCCCCAAUCCAAGGGCUACCUCCAACUCAAAUCAACUAACCCCUACGACCCUCCCAUCCUCCACGGCAAUUGUUUCACAGAUCCUGGCGACCAAGACAUCAAAACUCUCCUUGCAUCAAUCAGAUAUAUCCAAACACUGGCCCAAACUCAAUCUUUCCAAAAAUUCGGUUCAAAACUCCACGAUAUUCCUCUCCCAACCUGCCAAAACCACAUUUUCGAUUCGGACGACUACUGGAUUUGCGCCAUUAAAAGCUUGAGUACGACUCUGCACCACCAAAUUGGAACUUGCAGGAUGGGUCAGUUGAGUGAGCCUCAAACCGUCGUUGAUCCGAGGUUGAGAGUGAGAGGAAUUGAGGGGUUGAGAGUCAUCGACUCGAGUGUCAUUCCGGUCACUCUGUCAGCCCAUACGAAUGCGCCGUCGAUCAUGGUUGGCGAAAAAGGAGCAGAUUUGGUUAAAGAAGAUUGGUAUUCGAUUUAACUUUUGUUGCAAGGUGAGAAAGUGGUCGCGGUCAAGGUUCGAAACGGAAGGUUGGUGCGGAUUAUGAAAUGGUGGCGUAAUGUGAAAAGUCUUGAAUAAAAUAUGGAGUGGUCUUGAAAAUUUCCCAAGCAGAAAAUCCCAUCAUGAAAAUGUAUUUCAAUUUGAAUAAAAAAAACUUGACGAAAUAUGUAUAAUUCUUGCAUAUCCCUGACAUUUAAGUAAUUAAAUUUAAUUUAAUUUUAAUGCAAAAA